Prorocentrum cordatum is the source of this 2089-nucleotide messenger RNA. NCBI's taxonomy places the organism in Eukaryota, Dinophyceae, Prorocentrales, Prorocentraceae. The record is from the annotation of a GenBank genome assembly.
UGGACCGGGCUGCGCCUGAGCGACACCCAGGUCGCAGGCCACAUCGGGGCCCUGCCGGCCCUCGUCCAGUGGGCUACGCUGCGCCUGCGCCACGCCCAGGCCGCGGGCCACAUCGGGGCGCGGCAGGCCCUCGUCAGGUUGACCGGGCUGGGCCUGCGCCACGCCCAGGUCGCAGGCGAGAUAUCGGGGCGCGGCAACGCUGGGCCUGCGGCUCGCCGCGCUGCUCGUCGGCGCCUUCGGGAUGCUCGCGAUGCUGCGCUGCGCGCCCGUGCUUGCGUCGGCGAGCCAGGCUCCUGGCAAGACAGUCAAGGGAGGCAAAAACCAUCCGGACCGGACAAUUUGCGUUUACUAAAAGGUCCUGGGCGUUGAGUAAACAGCCGUGCCUUGUUCGAUUCCUUCUUUGGGCGCGCUUAUUACAGGCCUCGCGUGUCGGGGUGGUUCUUAACUUAUCGGGGCGGAUUUUCUGCCAGGAAGACAGGGAGCUGGCGGCGCGGCCCGCGCUGAAGCUCCUGUCGGCCGGCGCGGUAGUGCCAGGAGCCACACGCAGGCGGCGAAACGCGGCAUAGCAUGCGGCUCUCGCGCCAGCCGGUGGUUUCGCCGCAGCCGCGGGCGAUGGGAUCGCCUGGGCAACAGUUGGCCCACGGCUUGGCGCCUGCGCUGCUGCCCCGUCGAGGCUGGGGUGUGCGGCCAGGCCCGUGCUCGGCGAGGAGGUGGCGCAGGUCGUUUCAGGCGGCGAGGCGCUGGCUCCUGGCACCUGGGGGGUCCCGUUCGGAGCCCCAGCCUUGCGUGCCAAGGCCUUCGGAGAUGGCCUGGAGGCUAGCUUGCGCCUCGCCGCGCAGGCCGGGGCCGUACGCCAGGAGAUCGAGGAGCAGCAGUUCGGCGGUGUCGCGAGCGCGGUGCCCGUCGUCCGUCGUGGAGAAGGUGGUUGGCAAGUUCCACGGUUCUUCUGGCAUGGCCAGGGAGCCGCAGUCCGACGCUACGGAUGUCGGUGGUGGUGGUGUCUUGCAUACUGCUGCUCGGGGAGCCGACGGUUCUUUUGGCGUGGGGGGCUCCGUGGCCGCCGCGGAGCCAGUUGCACCCAGCAGCUCAUGGACACCGACGGGACUGCGACAUGCCCCUAGCCCUACAGAAGGCCUGCUUUUCCAAAGGUCGUAUGGUGGCCGCUCCAUAGUAGACGACCGUGGGAGCGAUCUGUCGGGUCUCGUUCGUGUCAGUGUUGUCUCGUUGUUGGAUGAUGCCUUGAAUAGGUGUCAUGUACGUGCGAUGUUCGCCAUCCUGUGCAUGGAGCGGUCCAUCUUGCCCUGCAGUUUGUUUUUUCCUUGUCCAGGGAGCGUCCUGAUGCUGUAUGUGGCGACGGGCUUCCUGGCAUAGGAUGUGGCUCCCGCUCGAGGGUUUGUACGUGGUGGUCUGGUUUUGGCCGUUAGGUGUCGUCAAUUUGGUUCGUAUGUCAUCACUUCGACGUCAUCGGCCUCGUCGUGAUCUCCCUCGGUACGACGUUGGCGUGAGCCGUGCCACUCAUCUUCAUGGCCCUCGUGCUCAUCCUGGUGGUCGGCGCGCUGCUCAUGGAGUUCGUGGUGGAGGGCCGACUCGAGGUGGAUUGUCGAGCUCGAAAAGCGACGCCCAGGUCGCAGGGCGACAUCGGUUCGUUGCAGGUCCUGGUCCAGUGGACCGAGCUGCGCCUGAGCGACACCCAGGUCGCACGCGACAUCGUCGCGCUGCAGGCCAUCGUCCAGUUGACCAGGCUGGACCUGAACCCCCCCAGGUCACAGGCAUCACUGGGGCGUUGCAGGCCCUUGUCCUCCUGACUAUGCUGGGCUUGAGUGACACCGAGGUCACAGGCGACAUCGGGGCGCUGCAGGCCGUCGGCAAAUUCGCUGACCUGGAGCUCAAUCACACCCAGAUCACAGGCGGCAUCAAGGCUGGCAGCCCAUCAUCCUCUUGACCUAGCAGCUGCCCGUGGGCACCUGGGCAUCGACCGGUGGAACCUGUGCGAGCACGGGCACCCGCACAGCUUGCGGCUCCGAGCGGGGGCGCCUGCGCGGGCUUGCGCGGAAGACCUGGGCUUCCGAGCCAUUGCCGCGUUGGAAGG